Molecule: messenger RNA, 391 nt
Organism: Protobothrops mucrosquamatus (brown spotted pit viper)
Lineage: Eukaryota; Metazoa; Chordata; Lepidosauria; Squamata; Viperidae
Product: adenine phosphoribosyltransferase-like
Exons: 3
Molecular function (GO): adenine phosphoribosyltransferase activity
Source: RefSeq, a predicted model, not a curated record
CUGUGCCCCCCCCACACACCCACGCAACUGCCCCCUCCUCUCCUCUCCCAACAGGCCCUGCAGGACUGCGUUGAAGAUUUGGUGCAAAAGUUUCGGGACGAUGCCAUCAACCUGGUGGUGGGGAUUGAUGCCAUGGGAUUUAUCCUGGGCGCCGCCAUCGCCGUCACCCUCCGAAAAGGCUUCGUGGCCAUCCGGAAAGCCGGCCAUCUCUGUGUCGAGACUCGCACCCAGACCUACCGGGACUACACAGACCGUGAAAAAGUGAUGGAAACCCGCGCAGACGCCAUCAGCCCAGGUGUCCGGGUCCUGCUGGUGGAUCAGUGGGUAGAGACAGGGGGCACCAUGCAGGGCGCCAUCCAGCUGGUGGAACGCCAAGGCGGUGUGGUGGCAG